Molecule: messenger RNA, 4450 nt
Organism: Cynocephalus volans (Philippine flying lemur)
Lineage: Eukaryota; Metazoa; Chordata; Mammalia; Dermoptera; Cynocephalidae
Gene: SLC38A9
Product: solute carrier family 38 member 9
Exons: 15
Coding region: 111-1796 (561 amino acids)
Biological process (GO): amino acid transmembrane transport
Molecular function (GO): L-amino acid transmembrane transporter activity
Source: RefSeq, a predicted model, not a curated record
GCAAAUUGUGAGGACUUGGGAACGGGUUUUCGCCUUCCCACCCAGUUCUCUGAGGUUGAGGGUUUGUCCUGCUCAGGGUUAACUUCCUCAGUGCUUAGUCUGAGAAAAAAAUGGCGAAUACGGAAAGUGAUUCUACACAUCUGCUCAUCUCUGAGGUAGAUCUUGAAAUUAAUCCUGGACCUAUGAAUAUCCAAUUUGAUUCAUCAGAUCUAAGAUCCAAAAGGCCUUUCUAUAUAGAGCCCACAAACAUCGUCACAGUGAAUGAUGUCAUUCAGAGGGUUAGUGACCAUGCUUCUGCCAUGAACAAGAGGAUUCAUUACUACAACCGGCUCACCACUCCUGCAGACAAAGCACUGAUUGCCCCAGACCAUGUAGUUCCAGCUCCAGAAGAGUACUAUGUGUAUAGUCCAUUGGGUUCUGCUUAUAAACUUCAGAGUUACACUGAAGGAUGUGGUAAAAAUACCAGUUUAGUAACUAUUUUUAUGAUUUGGAAUACCAUGAUGGGAACAUCUAUACUAAGUAUUCCUUGGGGCAUAAAACAGGCUGGAUUUACUACUGGAAUGUGUGUCAUCAUGGUGAUGGGCCUUUUGACACUUUAUUGCUGCUACAGAGUAGUGAAAUCACGGACAAUGAUAUCUUCGUUGGAUACCACUGCAUGGGAAUUCCCAGAUGUCUGCAGAUAUUAUUUUGGCGCCUUUGGGCAGUGGUCUAGUCUCCUUUUCUCCUUGGUGUCUCUCAUUGGAGCAAUGAUAGUUUAUUGGGUGCUCAUGUCUAAUUUUCUUUUUAAUACUGGAAAGUUUAUUUUUAAUUUUAUUCAUCACGUUAAUGACACAGACACUGUAUUGAGUACCAAUAAUAGCAACCCUGUGAUUUGUCCAAGUGCUGGGAGUGAUGACCAUCCUGACAAUGGAUCUAUGAUUUUCUACACCAAUGACACGGGACACCAACAGUUUGAAAAGUGGUGGAAUAAGUCCAGGACAGUGCCCUUUUACCUUACAGGGCUCCUCCUGCCACUGCUCAAUUUCAAAUCUCCUUCGUUUUUUUCAAAAUUUAAUAUUCUAGGAACAUUAUCUGUUCUCUAUUUGAUUUUCCUUGUCACCUUUAAGGCUGUUCGCUUGGGAUUUCAUUUGGAAUUUCAUUGGUUUACACCAACAGAAUUUUUUGUACCAGAGAUAAGAUAUCAGUUUCCACAGCUGACUGGAGUGCUUACCCUUGCUUUCUUUAUUCAUAAUUGUAUUAUCACACUCUUGAAGAACAACAGGAACCAAGAAAACAAUGUGAGGGACCUGUGCAUUGCUUAUAUGUUGGUAACAUUAACUUAUCUCUAUAUUGGAAUCCUGGUUUUUGCUUCAUUUCCUUCACCACCAUUAUCCAAAGAUUGUAUUGAGCAGAAUUUUUUAGACAAUUUCCCUAGCAGUGAUACCCUGUCCUUCAUUGCAAGGAUAUUCCUGCUGUUCCAGAUGAUGACUGUAUACCCGCUCUUAGGCUACUUGGCUCGUGUCCAGCUAUUGGGCCAGGUCUUCGGUGACAUUUAUCCUAGCAUUUUCCACGUGCUGAUUCUUAAUCUAUUUAUUGUGGGAGCUGGAGUGACCAUGGCCUGUUUCUACCCAAACAUAGGAGGGAUCAUAAGAUAUUCAGGAGCAGCAUGCGGGCUGGCCUUUGUAUUCAUAUAUCCAUCUCUCAUCUAUAUAAUUUCUCUGCACCAAGAAGAGCGUCUGACAUGGCCUAAACUAAUCUUUCACAUCAUCAUCAUCAUUUUGGGCCUGGCUAACCUGAUUGUCCAGUUUUUUAUGUGAAUUACUUAACUGUUUUCUCAAGAUCUUUCAUGGUAUUUUGAGCCUUGACAACAGUUCUGCAUAAAUUCACUUGUAAGUGCUGUUGUUGAAGUAAUUCUAACGUUUUUCUAAGGUAAUCUGAGAGCAAGGGAAAUAGUGGUCCAUUAAUAACUAUUUUUUUAUUAGAGUGGAGAAGGGGACAGUAAGAAUGAUCUUAGUCUCUUUACCUUGCUCGUGUUCACUCACCUCUUCAUUCUCAUUGUCUUUUCUAAGUAGAAAUGUAUGCCCUAGGAAAAAUCCUGCUGGGUUUUACUUUUAGAGAUAUAACGUGGGUGGAUUUACUUUGUCUAAAAUAUUCUCAGGGUGUCACAGCAGCAUAUGGCCAGAUCCUGUUUCUGUUUUAUAUUUCAUUGUAUUCACUUUCAUUUUCUUACCCGCUAGACCAUUUCUGCAGUUUACCCAAACUUCUUCUGUUUGGGACAUUAAACCAAAUACCUCAUUUUUAAAAAGGUGUUUCCGUGGUGUCACUGUUAAUAGAGUGAGUUAUUAACUGAGUCUUUAAUCUCUAUUUGAAGAAAAUAUGGGGGAAAAAAAAAAAACAGUGACAGUGUAGGCUCCACGGUCAUGAAAAUUAUGCAAUAAUGAACAGAAUAGGAGAGUUUGUUGCUGUCUGACUCCUCUUUUAUUUCUAAUUCAAUGCCAGUUAACUUAUGUCAAAAUUACAGUUUCCCAAGCCAGAUUUUGCAUAGAAACAAGAAUGAUCAUUCCCAUAGACCCAGGGAGCUCUUUUCUUUUUGGAUUCUUGAGCAUUGUAUAGGUUGUCAUGACAGGCAUGAUGGGGAACGCAUGGCAGAGAGGGGAGAAAGAGAAUGAAGAACAGGCCAGGAAGGUUGAGGCUUGGCCCAGAGUAUCCUGUUUCCUCUGGGGUUGAUAGUGACUUCUGUACCACAGAGAAGUAUGACCUCCAAACAGAGACCCCCAUCUGCGUACUUCUGUAACUGGCAGGGCAGAAUGUUAAAUCCCCAUGAGAAAAACUACUUAGAUCUGAGAAAAGGAUUAGGGGAUCUGGAUUUGUGGAAUUAACACUCUCCUCUUUUCUCUUCCAAAUUAAAAGCUAAACCAUAAUCCAAAUCCAUGUCUCCCAUUGUGUUCAGCCCAGGACUGUAACAUGGUAAUGUUUCUUUUCUAAAAAAUUUAGAUUUCUCUAAUUUUAAGCUAAAGUUUUAAAAAAUGUAUUGUGUUAACACAGAUUAUACAUCCCAGGAUAGUGUGUAGAAUUGUGUUAAUUCCUUCCUUUGAGAAAGACAGAUAAAAUGUUUUUUUAAACCUAGUAAAGAGUCCCAGAUUCAAGGCUAGCUUGAAUUUUUUUCAACAAAGCCUUCUGUCCUGUGUAUAGACCCAUAGAUCUAUAUUAAUGAUGAACUGUAUUUCCUAAAGCUCUUUUUUAAAAAGUCUUAUUACAAAAAUUCUCAAGCCCACACAAAAGUAGAGAGAAUAAUAUGGUGAAGCACCAUAAUCCUCUGCCCUAGAUUUAGUAAUUAUAACUUCGUUGCAUUUGCUUCACCUAUCUUUAUUUUCUCUUCCACGGAACUAUUUUAAAGCCAGUCUCAGAUGUUAUGUCAUUUCAUCUCUUCAAACCUUAAUGUGCAGCUAAUAGCCUUUUAAACUUAGUUACAUUUACUGAUUGAGAUAAUCUCAAGUUUUUGUUAGCAGAAACUGCUAAUAGAAGUCAGGAUAAUUGGAAAAUUCUGCAGUAAGUAUCUGGAUCCCUGUAUUGACCUCUCAGAAUAGGAGUGUAAUGAAUGGAGAAAGUGUCUGUCUAUGCUUGAGAGCCCCUGAAUCUUUAUGUUCUGAAUCUUGUUCAGUUAAGAGACAUGACAUUCAAAAGCUAGAUAGCACUUGGAGAGAUUUUCUAGGCUUAAUCCCUGUUUAUCCCUAGUUGCCUGCCUUGUCUUUAAAAAAUUUAGAGACAGAGUUUUUUCAUUGCCUCUUUUCAAUAAUGUGCUUGAAUGUUUUAACACAGGGGAAAAUGAUUUAAUGGUUUUUGCCAUUUAAUGAACAAGGUGAAUAUGACAAUGAAUGUAUUAUUUACAAAACUAAAAAGCAAUAUGGAUCUUUGCCUUUUUUUUUUUUUUGAAAGACUUGAUAAUUUAGAAUAUCUAAAAUCCUGUGUUAGACUUAUGCUGAAUGACUUUGCCUUUUUAAAUUUCUUUUAUGAGAUUGACUCCUUUGGCCUGUUAUUUGGCAUGGUCAGAGAACUCUUUGUGUGCUAGUGUGCGUGUCCUGGCUCACACAUUAGGAUGACAAGAUAUGAACUCAUUCAGAUCACGUUACAAUUAAUUUUAGAUUUAUUUUCUGUGCUGUCAUCUCUUUGAAUUUUCUAAUUAAAUUUCUUUUACUUUUUACUCUGAUAUGGUUAACCUUAGUUGCUUUGAAUUUAGCUUAUUUAACACAACUGAGGACAUUAUAAAAUUAAAAAUGGGUUGUUUAGAAAAGUCUUCCUUAGAAAACCUAUGGAUGAAUAUGUGAUAUGCUAACACUAACCCAGAAAGGACAAAGAAAAUGUAACUAAGUUUGACACCUGUGGAUGAUCAUCCCAAAUUAGUUUCAUCAUCACACCCAAAAAAUACGUCGGAAUAAGGAAUAAAUUUAUCCACAGGAAGGAACUAUAUUAA